Messenger RNA from Notolabrus celidotus (New Zealand spotty), 1241 nucleotides. RefSeq names its product glutaredoxin 2 (gene glrx2). Bases 75 to 593 code for a protein of 172 amino acids. NCBI's taxonomy places the organism in Eukaryota, Metazoa, Chordata, Actinopteri, Labriformes, Labridae. The record is from RefSeq and is a predicted model, not a curated record. The transcript has 4 exons.
UAAGUGGGGAAAGCAGCUGUACAGUAACAGCCAGUAUUGGUGUAUGACUUUAGAUUUGUUUGUACACUCACCGCAUGAUUUCUCUAGGCCUGCGGCUCGAUCAUUUUUGCGUUUUAUGUUAUUUUUUCUCCAUGUUUGCUCGAGCAGGAUGUCUUUCCAGGGUGGCUUGGACCGGCUGCCGAAGAAUGGGAAAUUUAACAUCAUCUGCAACUGCAGGUCUGUCCGGCACAUCAUGUGUACGAUAUGUUCAGGAGGUGGUGUCUCAGAACUGCGUUGUGAUAUUUUCCAAGACCACCUGUCCUUACUGCAAAAUGGCCAAGAAUGUCUUCAAUGAAAUUGGGGCAACCUACAAAGUGGUUGAGCUGGACGAGCACAAUGAUGGGAGGAGACUGCAAGAGGCCUUAGCUCAGAUGACUGGUGCCAGGACGGUGCCAAGAGUCUUCAUUAACGGAAACUGCAUAGGGGGCGGCUCGGACACUAAACAGCUCCAUCAGCAGGGGAGGUUGGUGCCCCUGAUUGAACAGUGCGCCCCAUGCUGUGCUGGGAGCGGCUCUGAAGGCUCAGCCAGCGGACAGUUCGAGACCGCUAAAUGACUAACCGUUCUUGCCAUUUUAUUCAAUCCUUUAUUUAUCAAAUCUGUGCAUGAUCUUGUGUUACAAGUUUUACAAUGCUGGAGUCUGACUAUGUUUUUUAUUUAUCACAGCGUGUUGGGUACAUGAUGUUAGGUUCAACAGGUUUACCAUUGUUGUACAGAAUUGUUCUUAAAGUUUCUCUCUUUUAAACAAAACGUGAACAAUGAAGCUGCUUCUCAUAAACACUUUUUAAAUGGUUUUUGUUUAACAGUAUUAUUGUCAUUUAGAAGCAUGAUGUCGUAUAGCAAUGAUCAUUGAACAUCAUUGAUCAUGACGUAUAAACUGUUUAUUCAAUGCUCAUAUUGUGAAGCUGAAUUUUACCACAAGGCUUCAUGUCCUAUAAGAGUAAAAGUUCUGAAGAUUUUUCAAUGAUAAGCACAUUUUAUGGUGCUAUCAGAAUGUACCUCAGAUUUUAUCAGUAACUGAAUUUGCAUUUAUUUUACAUAACAUAGUCUGUUAUAAAGGUUAUUUUGAAUCAUGAUGCUGAUCAGUGUUAUGAAUUCAUGUAUGAACUGGUGUAUGUAUAAAGCCACAAACACUCUUGAGUGUUUUCUUAAUGCCCCGAAUGUGUAUUUACUACUAUUAUUAAAUAUGAAUGAUCCCUAUGAA